AAGCCGUGGCGAGAUUACCAAAACCACCCUACAUUCACGAAUAUGCUCUCCUGGUCCGAUCCACACUCUUUCAGCUCUCGACACUAGACCCAGUGACCAACAAAAACAGCAAACAGAGAGAGAGAGAGAGAGAGAGAGGAGGCUCUUGUAGUUCUUACUUCUCAGCCACCAUUUAAGACCGUUUACACAUGCGUGCUGAAUAAGCCAUUUCACAUUCACUCCUCACACACAAAGUCACCACUCACCGCCACCCUCACAAACCCUAGAUCUUGUACCUUCACGCGUACACAAAAUACUCCCCGCAUCUUCACGCUACUCUCUCUAACUGCACGCACGCAUAAACUCUCCCGAAUUCCGCAAACCCCAUUUUCUCUCGUACCCUUUUGCUUCGAUUGCCCAAUUCAACGAACCCCAUUUUCAGAUCUGGGCUUUUUUUUCUCUCCCCCACAAAAGCCCCACAUCCAGUCCCACAAUCCUCCAUUGAUGCAAUUUGGGAUUUUUCGAUAUUUGGGUUCCUUUGCUUCCACUUCCGCAAUCUUAUCCGAUCCGUUAGAUAGGAAAUCGAAAACCCAGUUCGGGUCUUGCACUGUUUCGGAAUUUUCUUAAGACUGAAUCUUGCUGCUACUUGUUUCGAAAUUUUGUUAAAUUUGAUCAAUUCAAUAGGGUCUAUGUCUUGUAAAUUUUUCUAGAUUUUAUGGAAUUUGCUUAAACUGAUUUGGAUUCCAGAUUAUCCCGUGCUUUAUAUGCUUAGAUCCGAGUACUACUGAGCAUGCUUUAUAUGUGGUAGUAGUGAACUUUAGGUAGUGGGUUCUCAUGGCAAUGCCAUCGGGAAAUGUGGUUUUAUCGGACAAAAUGCAGUAUCCAAGCGGUGGCGGCGGGGGUGCCGGUGGUGGUGGAGGCGGGGGUGAGAUCCACCAGCACUACCAGCGACAAUGGUUCCCGGAUGAGCGGGACGGGUUUAUCUCCUGGCUGCGUGGUGAAUUUGCCGCUGCCAAUGCUAUAAUCGACUCUCUGUGUCACCAUUUGCGCUCGGUGGGUGAGCCGGGCGAGUAUGAUAUGGUUAUAGGGUGUAUUCAGCAGAGGCGGUGUAAUUGGAACCCGGUGCUACAUAUGCAGCAGUACUUUUCAGUGGCUGAAGUGGUAUUUGCGCUGCAGCAGGUGGCGUGGAGGAGGCAGCAGCAGCGAUAUUAUGAGCCUGCGAAGACGGGAGGCAAGGAGUUUAAGAGAUCUGGUUCAGGGUUUAGGCAAGGGCAGAGGGUUGAGGAGGUGAAGGAAGGACAUAAUUCUAGUGUAGAGUCUAAUAGUCAUGAUGGAAAUUCAUCGAUUGGUGUUGUGGGUUCGGAGAAAGUGGAGAGAGGGAGGGAGAAAGGUGAGGAAGUUAAGUUGGGGGGUGAGGAGGUGGGGAAGUUGGAUGAUAAGUGUUCCGGAGAGGAGAAGAAAGAUACAGGCACAAAGUCUCUUGCAAAUAGCAAUUCAAAGAGUUCAGGGAAUUCUGACCCAAUGGUUUAUGGCAACUCACAAUCUGAAGCCAAGGUGGUAGAAGAAGGAUUCACUUCAAAUUCCAAAGAUUAUCCCGUGCUUUAUAUGCUUAGAUCCGAGUACUACUGA
This is a messenger RNA of Corylus avellana, 1608 nucleotides long. Lineage: Eukaryota; Viridiplantae; Streptophyta; Magnoliopsida; Fagales; Betulaceae. The record is from RefSeq and is a predicted model, not a curated record.